Molecule: messenger RNA, 951 nt
Organism: Cladocopium goreaui
Lineage: Eukaryota; Dinophyceae; Suessiales; Symbiodiniaceae
Source: the annotation of a GenBank genome assembly
AUGAGGACCAAGAAUGGUGAGAAGUGUUGGACUUGCGCACCUGUCGGUGAGGGGCGAUCCUUGGGUAUGGACACAGGUCAGCGGGCCAUGUUUUGGAUGCUGCCAUUGCUGUGGUCUUUCAUGGAUUGGCCCAAUUCCUUCUUUCAGGUUUGCGAUGGAGACCGCGCCCUGACCAUCUUUGUGGCUCUGUGCAUCCUGGGGUAUUUGUGCCAAGUCUUCGCACCAUUUCUGCGAUUGGAUCGUUUCUUCUCUUUCUAUGCACCCUGCAUGAAGAAGGGUGAGUUCUGGCGCUUCUUCACCUACUUCAUGCUGCACAGUGACUUGCAGCACCUUUGCGUAAACCUCUUCCACCUCAUGGACGCCUUGGAUUUGGAAGGUGUUCCAGAUCUGGAAAUGAGUCCAGGGGUGCCGUUGAAAUGCACCAGGGAUGGCCCAGUGGCCUCCAUUUGCUACCCAGACAUUGGCAUUGGUUGGAACAACGUGGUUGGUAUCAUGGCCACUGUCCUGGCUUUUGGAGCCCUGCUUGGCACCAUCAAGAACUUUGGAGCCUUAGUUCAGGGAGCCAGUUCCGUUUGCUUCGGUGUGGAUGGCGCCCUGAUUGCCCUCUACGGCGUCUUUCUGGGCGCAGGGUUGGAUCAAAAGUUGAGGAUCCCCGAGUUUGUUGCUUUUUUCUGGAUGCGUAUUGGCAUCAUCGCUUUCCACAUUGUUAUCGAUAUCGUCCAAAGCGUUUGCGGCUCUGGCAAAGACACAGUGGGAACGGUUGCGCACAUGGCGUCCUUGGUGGCAGGCUUUUGCUAUGUCAUCAUUUUCCUGCCUCCCAUGGGGGAUGGAAGUUUCUUUGGCAGCGACCGGCCAUACAUCGUGAACUGCGGAAUGACCAGCCCGAAGUAUGUCACCUUGGACGCUCGGGGGCUCAAAGAUGUUGGGAAAGGUGCAGAAGGUGUGAUUUGA